Messenger RNA from Trematomus bernacchii (emerald rockcod), 1465 nucleotides. RefSeq names its product transmembrane protein 132E-like. The record is from RefSeq and is a predicted model, not a curated record. The annotation marks the transcript as partial. Lineage: Eukaryota; Metazoa; Chordata; Actinopteri; Perciformes; Nototheniidae. The transcript is spliced from 2 exons.
ACUGAUGUCCAUUGAUUUAUGAUUUUUGGGGACAUUCAUCGGGUUUUUGCGCAAGGACUUUGAUCCGUUUCAGGAACACUGUGUUUCAUCUCUUUCCCCAGUUGUCCAAUUUGGAGCAGGAUACUUGGAACUUUCUUCUCCCAUGUGGAAAGAACGCUCUGUUUCGCCUGGAAAAGACGCGGUUUGGCCGUGCCUUUUUUAGCUCUCCUGUUCGUCAAGACACAGUAAAGACUAUAGCUGGACAAUCACAUUUUUGAAGACCUUGACAGGCGUACACAGGCUCAAAUACUCGUGCAUAUACAUUUAUUUCAUUACGCAUUAUCCAAUUUAAGAGCCUCGGAAGAACUGCACCAGCAUCGUGUGGAGGCUCACACCUGCAGAGGGUGAUUUAUCCCCCGCCGGCUACUGGGACAACUGGGAUUAAACAUCCUCCAGCUGGGAUUUCUACCAUGUCAGGUGCACGGGACUGCAGAUGGACUCUCCUCGUGUGUGUGGUGGCGCUUUCAUGUGCUCUUGCAGGUAAAAUCUCUCCCACCAGCUCAGAUGCUCUCCUCAGCUUCUCAGCAGUGACGGCCAACCCCUCGCCUCCCAAUGUGUACCUUCCCGCCAACUUCAAAAUGUCCAAUGCACAACUGGCCUUCUUCCUACGGGAGGCUCAGAUCUCAGGACCAACAGUUGGCGGCAGGAGCAACCCGAGCUCUGGACACCCGCUGCAGCGCUCGGAGAGCUUUGUGGUUUUCCAGACAAAAGAGCUCCCUGCCAUCAACAUAACCUUUGGGCCUUUUGCUCGGGACCAGGCUCUGUCCAAAGAGUUGCUGCAGCCGACGAGUCCGCUGGAUAUCCCCGGACAGCUGACGGUCAACUGGAAGGUGCGGGCGUUUAUUGUCCAGGCGAGGGUGUUCUCCAACAACCCCACGUUGCAGGUGUUCUUCUACAUCGCCGGGCGCGACUGGGACGACUUCAAGGCUCAGGACAAGCUUCCCUGCGUCCGUCUGCACGCCUUCCGGGAUGUCCGUGAGAUUAAAACGUCCUGCCGCAUGAAGGGCAACCUGGCGCAGUGUUUGGCGCAGCUGGAGCUACCUCCGUCCUGGUUUAACACCAACGUGGCGCCGCUGGGUCGGAGGAAAGGCUCGACGGACGGGCUCCUGGACGGGUUGACCAGUGAGACCCUGCAGGCGGAGCUCUACUACACCCUGCACGGGCCCAAUGUGGACGGGGAGUGCAUUGAGGGGUUAGGGCACAGGGGUGGAGGCGCUUCCAGGGGAGAACCUCUGUCACAGCACCCCCUGCUGCGCAUCGGGAGCAUCAGCCUCUACCAGGCCAGCCAGGAGCAGCUGCUGGUGGACAAGCAGCUGGACAAGAACAUGUUCCUCAGGCUGCCCGAAAAGCCCCUGAAGCCGGGGGAAGUGCUCCAAAUCUCCCUCUACUUGAUGCCCAACUCCACUGUGGAGCAGUUCACCCUCAG